This is a messenger RNA of Talaromyces marneffei, 657 nucleotides long. RefSeq lists its product as uncharacterized. Lineage: Eukaryota; Fungi; Ascomycota; Eurotiomycetes; Eurotiales; Trichocomaceae. Gene Ontology annotation, molecular function: thiosulfate-cyanide sulfurtransferase activity. Gene Ontology annotation, cellular component: mitochondrion. Bases 1 to 657 code for a protein of 218 amino acids. The record is from RefSeq and is a predicted model, not a curated record. The transcript has 2 exons.
AUGUCUGGCAGUCUAGCAGGCGCCGUAGCCCGUCGCAGCGCAAACACGGUCUUCCGAGCUUCAUCAUGUGCAAGAAGCAGUUUGAUUACAGGCUCAAGAACUAUUCGGAUUGCUUCGCAAGGGUCCAGAAGCUCUUCAACAGCAAGAUGUCAACUUUCCAAGGCCUCGUAUGCCUCGAUGCAACGCUCUCAGAUCGGUGUGAAUCAACAACAGCGCCGAAAGUACAGCUCUGAGGAUGCCCCGGUAUUCAAACAAAUCGAAUUCGACGACAUAAACUCAAAAACCUCCCACUCCCCCUCCAACACAAUCCUAAUCGACGUGCGCGAACCCGCCGAACUCGCUGCAACAGGCAUAAUCCCCGGCGCCGUCUCGAUCCCCUUGGCCUCCCAGCCGGAUGCUUACUUUCUGCCGGCAGAGGAAUUCAAGACGAGGUUUGGAUUUGCUAAACCUGUCGUAGAAGCCACUGCAGGAGCAGGUGCAGAGGGAGAGAAAAAGGAGAUUAUAUUUUAUUGCAAGGCGGGCGUGAGGGCCCAGGCGGCGGCGCAGCUGGCUGUGCAGGCUGGGUAUGAUCCUGAUACAUUGGGGGUGUAUCGUGGGAGUUGGCUGGAUUGGUCCGAUAGAGGAGGGAAGGUGGAGAGGUGGGAGGGCAAUGAGUGA